This is a messenger RNA of Paramuricea clavata, 6006 nucleotides long. The record is from the annotation of a GenBank genome assembly. Lineage: Eukaryota; Metazoa; Cnidaria; Anthozoa; Malacalcyonacea; Plexauridae.
CGCAAAGUGUGGAAGCUUAUGAGUGGUCGCUAUCAGCCACUCGCAUUCGAGAGAAAAGUCGCUCAUUACUGGUUCUUGCAACGAGACGAAACGCCGAAUCGACCAACAAGGUUUGUUUUUGUCAAAGCCGCUACGGCAAAUGUGAUUCGUUACUUUUUCCCUCGCUUUUUGGCUGUAGAAUUUUAACCUUUGGUGGCGCGAAAUAUUCUAGCUCUCGAAUGCAUUGAAACAGUCUGUCCUCGAAGGCAAAGUUUACGGACGAUUUUAGCCAUUUUGUUUACAUUAGAACUUCGAAAAUGUACUUUAGAUUUUACCUUUAUGCCCCAUAGUCUUUUACGCUGUAGUUCUUUUUAGAAUUGUACAAAUAUAUCUAUAUUUCUGAAACAAUAGCGAAGUGCCUUGCUAUAUAAAAAGCCGCCAUAUGCAUCGACUUUAAUAUCUUUCUUUCUUCGUAAACGGUAAAGGAUGUUCAUAUUUACGAUAAAUACGUACAUUUUUUGGAUUAAACUUGCAAAGAAAUUUGGGCUUACUAGUAAUUUAUCAACAUUUUUGAGGAUUUAUACUGAGAGGGACCAAUUAUAAAUUUCAGUAUAUAAAACUACAGUCUAUAUAUUCAGUAUUUGGCUACAAUUUUUAAAAAUCUGAUGCCGGUUUUUAUUUAGCUUUAAACUUCAAUGGAUGGUAAUAAUGGCGAUUCGCGAAACUCACAAAGCGAAAGUUUAGCUAUAAAUGCCAACGAAGCAACUUUCAGAGUUAGCCAAAAUGGUGGUCUGCCCACUUUUGCUACCCAGACACAACUUGCAAACGGUUCAGCACAAAUGCAAGCUGCUAAUUCACCUCAAGGGCAAGAUGCCUCGAAAGGUCAAACGAGUGUCUCGGAUGCAAGUGUUGGGUUGGCAAUAACCGAGGUGACCGGUGCCAUCCCGCAGGCGGUCAGCAGUGUGUCGGCUGGCGAGGAUGGGAGAGGACAGGUUGCGGCGAUUGAAACAACGGCAGGAAGUGUAUCAGGGACUGUUGUAAUACCGCAGGAGUAUCUAACAGUGGGUCAGGCUGGGGCACAGGCGUAUGUACCGACAGAACCACAUAAUGUCAGUGGUAAGUAUUGUACCACCAUGUCAUCACUCCUGUUAUAGUACUGCCUUAGUAUGUAAGCAGUAAGCCACUGUUAGGUGUGCUAUUUUCUCACUUUCUUAAUAACAUUUGGAAGUUUCAUCAGAAAACGUUGAACUAGCACUUUUAUUUUGACAAAGUGCCAUUUUGUUUCAAUUUUACUGAGUUUCAAACAGUUUUGAGAAGUGAUACAACGAUGACUAUAGAGUCAACCAUAUUUUUUUGUUUUUUGCCUAGAACAACAUUGGUUGAAUCAGUUCAAAAAACAUAAUUUUUUUCCCGGUUUAUUGAUCAACCGCCGUACCCUAUGCAGAUGGCACAGGGAACUUUCAAUACUGGAUAUUUGUGUUAAGUGGUUUGAUUGUUAUAUUUCAGACAGUGUCAGCCUUGACGAUAUGGAUCAAGAUGAAAAAGAUAGAGACGAGUAUGAAGUACUAAGAGAACAGGUAAGUAACAAUACAAUCCCCAACACUACAAGGAUGGGUCCAGCCUGAUCUGGUAGGCGGAUUAUUCACACUUUUUGUUUGCAUAGUACCUAUAUUGACCACUAGUGGUAUUGCCAAAAAUAUGCAACACCCCUGGCCCCCAAGUGGUAUUCGUUAGUUACCUGAUGGCCCAAAAUGGGCAAUUCAAACACCCAGUUUUCAGAUCCUGGCUAUCACCCUGACUCGGAACAUCUAUUUCAAACUUUAGGAUCGUUUUCUUCCUAUUGCCAAUGUUGCCAGAAUUAUGAAGAAAUCCAUACCAAAAAAUGGGAAGGUAAAAAAUAUACUACUGACAGCUGUUUGUUUUUUAUCCUUGACUCUUGACAGGCUAAAACUGACAAGUUUGUUCACAUUUUCUGUAUUUCAGAUUGCAAAAGAUGCUAAGGAAUGUGUACAAGAAUGUGUUUCAGAAUUUAUAAGUUUUAUAACUAGCGAGUAUCCUUUAUUUCCUUCAAAAGUAUUCCGAUAAAUAUCCCCCCCCCCCAAAAAAAAAAGUACAAUACCUAGGUAUUGAUAAUAACACCAGAAAGCUGUGGAUUUAGAGGGAUUCAACUGCUGGAAAAAUACCACUAGCAAAACGUUGACGUUUUGAGCGAUGGCACUUAGUAAGGUACCGCCCAGCCAAUGAGCCAAAUGUGUGACUGCAAGGUGCCGGUAUGCCGAAAUCCGGCGUAUUUUAUAGCCUCUUUCGACUUAGUCCUUAACACAAAAUUCCAGAGCAAGCGAGAGAUGUCAGCAAGAAAAACGAAAGACCAUAAAUGGUGAAGAUAUUUUGUUUGCAAUGACAACGCUGGGUUUUGAUCAAUAUGUUGAACCACUGAAAAUAUAUCUACAGAAAUACAGAGAUGUAAUUAUAACAUAUAUGUUAUUUUUAUUUUAAGAGGAAUUCGCCCGACUUUUGCAUUUAUCCCGACUGGGGGGAGGGGCAAAAAUUUUUGAAGGCCUUGCAUUUUUUUGCCAACAAUAUUACAUACAUUUAUUUCUUUGGCAAGAAAUAACAUAUUUGGCAACAUUGUACAUUUUCACCUAUUUAUAUCUUACAUAUUUCUUGCUUUUAAAUUUAUUAUCUGCCCAUCUUACAUUCUGUUCAUAAUUUGCCCAGCUUCAAUUUUUCUGGGGGGGGGGGGCAGCUGCCCCUCCCCCUUGUAUGGUUAUAUGGCCUGGCAUAGAAUCAUCUCAUGAUUUUUAUUCACAUUAGCAAUGACUUGCAGAUCUCAGUUGGGUGUGUUUCCCAGUUUAAUAUGCACACAUAUUAACGGCCCCUUAGACGAAUGAUUUAUUAGAAUGAUGAUGCAUCUUCACCGAUACUUACCAUUUGUUCUCAAUAGUGUCCAGUGUCUUCAGGGCUUCAAAUUUGAAUUUUUCAGCAGUAUCCAACGAGACACUAGCAACUUAAAAUCUGGUAUCCACCCAGAAAAUCUAGUAUCCCACAUUUGAAAAACAUCUUUUCGUUCAUGAGCUUGUUACGUACCAUAGAAAGGAUUUUUUCAAGCCAUGUUAAAUUUUCGACAAUGCUUUGUUUCUUGAGUGAGUUCAUACUUCGCUUGGCUUUGGCACUUUUUUGAGAGUAUCUUUCCCGCUCAGUCAAAUUCACUUUGAACUCAUUGCCUUUCACUUUGUUUAUCUUCUUGUAUUAUUUUUGACGGUAUUUUGUCAAGAAAUAUCAGCCGUGAACAGAAUUUUUUUCAGUAUCCGUCAGGAUACUGAGCUUGUGAUUUCCAGUAUCCAAAGCGAAUUUGAAGCCCUGGUAUUCCAACGUUGUUAAAACGUUGUUUCUUUAUUUUCUCAGUCAAUGAAAGGUGAAAAGGGAGGAAUGGGAACAGUUGGUGAAGGAUCAGAACUGGACGAUGAAGGUCGAAAUAUUUCGCAUUAUAGUGGUGAGCUUGUGUGCCCAUGUGGAACUGACCAUCACAGUUCACUGGUUUUAAUGAAAACGUUUUAUACUGGAUUGCUCUAUCAGUUCUUAUUAAACUUAAUUCUCCGGCUAGAGGUCCGGUAUGGGUCAUCCCUAAUUGGUCUAGUUUUCCUAGGGGAGGAAAGCUAAUCUAAACUAACUUAAUUUGUAUUGAAAUUAAGCUCUAUAUGUUUUAAACAGUUCUCUCUAGAGGCCAAGCGAAAGACAAUUCUUAAUUCAUCCAGUGCUGCUAUAGUUUAUAGGAGGAAACCUAGUCUAAAUUAACUGUCUUUAUUUGUGUUGAAAACAUGGCCAGAUUUCGAGGGGAGGUGUGAGAUCGUUUUUCACCUCCCCUGAGAAUGUUUUCACCUCCCCUGAAAAGUCCUGCACCUCCCAUUGGGAAAGUCUCAAUGAUAGAUCAAAGUGAAAAUUUGACAUUUUUUCGUUGGUUAGAACUUAGGGUCUACACUUCGCAAAAACGUUUUUUCUGUAAAAUUGAAAGAGUGAUAGCCAUUCAUCUUAAUGCAAUGUUUCGAAAGAAACCUUGUAGUAAUUGUAAUUUCUUCGUACCUUCAGCUCCCAUGCACCCCACGAUGAUCGCUCCAGAACAAGCGAAUGCUAUAUACGGUACAGCGUAUCCGACCCAGGUAAGCACGUGUUUGGCACAUGCCGGCAAGUGCGCCAUUUCAACUACACACGUAAUAACGCGCAAGUUGUGACAAACCUGUAGCAGACUUGUAACAAUACUGUUCCAACAACUUGUUAACAGGAUAUGUUCGCACCGCUUGUUUCCAGUUGUCAACGGCUUUGCAUGCUAGAAGGUUGUUCAGUUCAACAGACUUGUUACAAGUUGUUCCAACAACUUGUUAUCGUCCUGCAAUUCAACAAUUUGUCAACAAGUUGUGAGGGACAACCUUGUAGCAACUUGAUAAAAUAACAGCAUUGCCAUUGUUGCAACUUGUUGACAAGCUUGCCACAAGCCUGUUGCGAACACAUCUUGUUGACAAGUUGUGAGAUUUUUACUUUUGAGACAUUUAUAAAUAUUGUUCCUAAAUUUGUUUUCUUGUCCAUUUCUAGCUUCCGCAAUCUCUUCAUUUCUCAGCAAUGUGAGAAAGACGCCGCGAGUAAAGUUGCGUAUGUACAUACUGUAAGAGGGUUAGCCCAGGUCUACUGUAUAUAUUAUGUAACCGCGUAAAACGCCCGGGAUUGUACAGAAAACGAUCAAUGAGCUGUUAGAUGUAGUUGAGUUGCCUACGCGUAUGUAGAAAUAAACGACUCGUUGUUUUACGAAGGUGGAAACGGUUCGUUCUCGUUCGAAAGAAGUGGUUUAUUUUAUGGGGAAAUUCAUUUGGUACCUUCUGGAAGAAAAUCGUUCGUUUUCGCCAUAGAUAUCUUAUAUAUAGCGCAUCUCUUUUAGUAAAAUUGAAGCCAAGAAUAUUCCAGCGGUUACCCCCAUUUGAAUAGAUGGGGGCCAUGUUGGAGUUUCCCACUCGCUAAUAAACGCUUAAAAAACAACAAUAACUUCCAUCAUUUGAAUAGUUUGAAAAUGUAUUUGGAAUAGGUUUAACUUAAUGAAUAAUGUUUAAGUUCCCUGUUUAAGAAAUACAACUAAAACAUACGAGUCUUCUCGUUUCAUGGGAAUAUCCUGAGUCUGCAAUCACGGCUUCAAUUUUUGAAUUGCAGAAUAAUUAGAUGCACUAUCUAGUGUAUAUAGUAUGGUUUUCGUAUAGGCAGUACAUGUUUUAUUAUAUGGAACAGUAAUGUAAGAAAUAAUAUUGCUACAAUUUACAAUACACAAAGAUUCCUAUAUUUGUUGCGUAACAUUUGCAGACACAUCUGUUAAUCGAUGGAGCCCAACUCUGAUAAUCCAAUUGGAAUAAUAUUUUAUUAAUAUAGUAUAGUACAUAUAUACAUACGUUCUAUUUAUUCACAACAGAGUGAUUUAUAGUGUAGAUAUAUAAGCUUCAUUUUGGUUCCUCACGUAUCGACAAUCGAAAUUUAUUGCUCAUUGGCAGUGUUCGAUCAGUGUUUUUAGUAAUUUUACCAAAUUUUCAAGUAAUUACACAAGGAUGUUUAAAAUUUUAUUAUGUACACAAUUCACAUAAUCGUUUGUGCCUCUUCCCAUCACUCCCCGCGCACUCACUUCUAUUCGGAAUACUUAAGGUGCUCUGUACUUAAGGAUGCUCUGUACUUAAGGAUACUUAAGGAUGUUCUGGUCAUUGUCAAAAUAUUUUGCAUUUGUUGCGUGGUGUGACAUGCAUAUAAUUGAUCGCAACAGCAACAUGCAAUUCUGCAAUCUCAAUUCCGUGUUUGUCGUGGUUGAAAUUCCUAUGCUCCUUAAAUUCCUCAAUCACAAAAAGAUUCUUCACCAUCGCAUGCUUGGUGCAGCGAGUUCUUUAAAGUGAUCACUCGUUGUUUUUGUUAUCUUUCGUCCAUUGGUGGUUUAAGAUAUCUUUUAUCGUUGGUCUCCUCUGAGGAUCUUUAUCCAACAUCGUGGUUAGAAGGUUCUGGACAUCU